This is a messenger RNA of Triticum aestivum (bread wheat), 5657 nucleotides long. Its product is annotated as 187-kDa microtubule-associated protein AIR9. Lineage: Eukaryota; Viridiplantae; Streptophyta; Magnoliopsida; Poales; Poaceae. The record is from RefSeq and is a predicted model, not a curated record. The coding region runs from base 284 to 5338 and encodes 1684 amino acids. Gene Ontology annotation, molecular function: protein binding. The transcript has 37 exons.
GCUUCGCUUGACCCCAUCGGAUACUCUUCCCCAGCUGCUGCUGUCUAUUGCCUCCGCUGUUCCACUCCUCUUCUCGUCUUCGUCUCCCACCGCCUACCACCUCGCACGCUCCUGGCCGCAUUGGCCGAAGCCCGAAGGGGAGGCAGGGCCGGCGGCUGGGCUCGGCUCCGGCUACGACAGGGGAGCUCACUCAUGUGUUCAGUUGCCAAGAGGUUGUUGGCUUGACUGACUAUUAACGCAUUGGAGGUGAACCCAGUUGAGGCCUUUAUCCUGCUUGUCGGGAAUGGAAGCUCCACCGGAGGCAUCAAAGCCGGCAGAUGCUAAACCGGUGAAGCCUCGACCAUCUGCACCCACUGCCAGGAUUGCGUCUUCGUCAGUCAAGAAGCGGGCUGAUGGUCUUACCUCGGCACAGUUGAAUGUGUCCCGGUCUUCCUUGAUGAAGCCUACCUCUACCGUGACCGCUGGUUCGGUGCAGAGAAGAAGCAGCACCGGAACUGCCGGGAAGCAACAGGAGAAUGGGAGCUCAGUUGUUGCUAAGAAGGUUAGUCCUUCGCUGUCGGAUGCGGUCAAGAGGAGUAAACCGGUGUCAGUCCCCACUGUUAGUUCCAGACCUUCACUGGAGAAGAGAACAUCUUUGGUGUCUGAGAGGACCAAGGUAGAUUCGGUGAAGAAGCCUUCUGUUAAGGCAUCGCCAACUUCAACACUGAACAAGGUCCCAUCGUUGACAGAGAGCUCCAAUGGCAGCAGCACGACUGCCAGUUCCAGGAGAAUGGCAUCAAAUGCUUCUCUGCACUCACCGCGGUCCUCUUCAGUGACAAGCAGUGUCACAAAGAAAUUGGGUUCUCGGACGUCAUCGGCGGACAAGGGUUCUUCUGUGUUGAGCCGGAGGAAGAGUUCGACUGCUGAUAGUCGUGACUCACGGUUUAUGCUGCUGCCACAGGUGGAUCUGAAGGCUAGCGAUGAAGUGAGACUGGAUUCAAGAGGUCACAGGGUUCGUAGUCUGAAACAGUUGAGAUUAACACCUAAACUUGAGUUUGUGUAUCUACGGGACAAUCUGUUAUCAAGUUUGGAGGGCAUUGAGAUACUCAACGGCGUAAAGGUUCUUGAUUUGAGCUUUAAUGACUUUAAGCUCCCUGGGUUUGAGCCUCUUGAGAAUUGCAAAGUCCUCCAGCAACUUUAUCUUGCUGGAAAUCAAAUAACUUCACUUGCCAGCCUUCCUGAAUUUCCUAACUUGGAGUUCCUUUCUGUCGCUCAAAAUAGGUUGAAGUCACUCUGUAUGGCCAGUCAGCCUCGACUUCAAGUGUUAGCAGCCAGCAGGAAUAGAAUAUCAACUUUGAGGGGAUUUCCACAUUUACCUUCACUGGAGAGUUUACGUGUGGAGGAGAAUCCACUUCUUGAGAUGCCACACUUGGAAGCUGCUUUGAUUUUGCUUGUAGGCCCUACUUUGAAAAAAUUCAACGACCGAGAUCUGAAUCCCACCGAGGCUGAGGUUGUGAAGCAAUAUCCUGCUCAUACAGCUAUUUGCAUUCGUGAUGGUUGGGAAUUUUGCUCCCCUGAACUUGCUGCUGAUUCAACAUUCUCCUUCCUGCUUGAGCAAUGGAAGAAUAAAUUGCCCCAGGACUACAUAGUGAAGACAGCUUAUGUUGACCAUCCAUUUGAAGAAGACCCCUGCCAUUGCCAUUUUAGCUUCACAAAUCUUAGUAGUGAAGGUAAACUAGUCCUCAAAUACCAAUGGUUUCUAGGUGGCAAGACACCGACAGGUUUUGUGCCUAUUCCUGAAGAAUUAAGCGAGGUGUACUGGCCGAAGAGUGAGGAUGUUGGAAGAUGUUUGAAAGUUGAAUGCACUCCAGUACUGAAUGAUGCUGAAUUCCCGCCCGUCUUUGCUGUAUCUUUACCUGUUUGUCUAGGGACUGGAUAUCCAAAGGUUAUCAAUCUAACAGUCAAUGGUGAACUAGUAGAAGGAAAUGUACUCAAGGGUGUUCCUCAGAUUGCUUGGUGUGGUGGGACACCAGGGAAAGGUGUUGCAAGUUGGUUGAGGCGAACAUGGAACGGCAAUGCUGUAAUAGAUGGAGCCGAAGGGAUGGAAUAUCAGCUAACUAUAGAUGAUAUUGAUUCAAGUUUGGUAUUUAUGUACACACCUGUUACGGAAGAAGGCGUUAAGGGGGACCCACAAUGCACAAUGACAGAUUUUGUAAAGGCUGGCACACCAUCAGUUAGCAAUGUAUACGUUGUUGGAGAUAUUGUUGAAGACAACACAAUCAAAGGAAACGGAAAAUACUUUGGUGGCAAAGAGGGACUGAGCAAAUUCCAAUGGUUCAGAGAGAAGGAAAAUGGUGGAUUUCUUCUAGUGCUGUCGAAUAGCACACAAUACACACUAAUCAAGGAGGAUGUGGGCUGGUGCCUCAAAUUUGUAUAUACUCCCAUCAAUCUUGAAGGUCAGGAGGGUGAAGCUGCUUUCGCCAUAACAGAGGCAGUAAGGAAAGCUCCUCCGAAAGUCUUUGAUUUGAAGAUUACUGGUGAAGCAAGAGAAGGAAGCAAGGUAUCUGUUACUGCUACCGUCACAGGUGGAACUGUAGCAUCCAGCAGGGUUCAGUGGUUCAAGGCAUCUUCAUCUGAAUUUGUGAAUGACCAUGAGCUUGAAGCCCUUUGUACAUCUAAAGUCUCCAAGACAUUCCGCAUUCCUCUUGGUGCUGUUGGAUGUUAUAUUGUUGCGAAGUUUACUCCUGUGGGACCUGAUGGCGAAAUUGGUGCACCAGCCUAUGCUAUAUUAGAUGAUGUUGUGGAAACAUUGCCACCCAGUCUGAACUUUUUGACAGUCACUGGUGAAUUCUCAGAGGAUCAAAUGUUGACUGCAUCAUAUGGGUAUAUUGGGGGCUAUGAAGGAAAUAGUCUAUACAGCUGGUAUCUUCAUGAGACUGAGGAUGAUGAAGGCAGCCCACUUUCAGAAGCGUCUGGUUUGCUACAAUAUCGCAUUAAAAAGGAAGAUGUUGGGAAGUUUGUCUCUUUCAAAUGCAUACCAAUCAGGAAUGAUGGUAUUGUUGGUGAGCCAGGAGUUUUCAUGGGAAAUGAUAGAGUUACACCAGGAAAUCCGACGGUACUUUCUCUUGAACUAAAUGGUGAGGCCAUUGAAGGGACAACUAUGGUUGCGAAUAGAAGAUACUGGGGAGGAGAAGAAGGGGACACGGUAUUCCGUUGGGUACUGACAAGUUCUGAUGGAACCUGGAAUGAAAUUGAAGGCGCAACAAGCUCAUCAUACAGCUUGAAAUGUGAUGAUAUUGGCUUCUACGUGUCUGUCUCGUGCGAGCCUGUUAGAAUUGACGGAGUUCAUGGUUCUUUGGUGACGACAGAAGCAAUCGGUCCUAUUAUUCCUGGGCCACCGGCAUGUCGAUCACUUGAGCUAGCUGGCUCUAUGCUUGAAGGUGGUCGGUUGACCUCUCAUGCUGAGUAUACUGGAGGUGUUAAGGGAAACUGCAUCCAGCAAUGGUUCAGAUCACAUGAUGAUGGUAGCAAGGACGAGUUGAUUGCCGAUGAAUGCCUAGAUCUUGUUCUAGCUGAUGUUGAUUGCCGAAUUGAGGUUAUAUUUACACCUGUAAGAGAAGAUGGAGUGCAAGGGUCUCCUAAGAGUGUUUCUUCGGAUACAAUCUUACCUGGGGAGCCCAAGGGUGUCAGUCUUGUUAUACCAGAGUGUUUUGAGGACAACGAAAUUUCUCCUAUCAAAGCCUACUUCGGUGGCAAGGAAGGCACUGGAAAAUAUACUUGGUUCCGAACUACAGAGAAGCUUGAUAACUUGGAACCUGAGCUGGUGGCAUCAUGUUCAGAAGUUGUCGGAGAAACCUUAUUGUACAAACCUUCAUUGGUUGAUGUUGGCUUCUACUUGAUCCUUUGCUGGGUUCCUACACGAUGUGAUGGAAAGACUGGUGACCCAUUGAUGGCCAUCACUGAUAACCCUGUCAUGGCAGGUUGCCACUUGAUCUGUUCCUACUUGACAUUGCUAUGUAUUAAGUAUUUAAUCCCUGCAGAUUCUUACUCUUGUAUGAAAUUUGCAGCUUUUCCAUCUGUUUUGGAUGUUAACUUGAAGAAGACAAGUUCAGACUUAUACAGUGGAGUAGGCAUUUAUUAUGGUGGAUAUGAGGGAUCAAGCUUGCAUAAGUGGUACAGGGAAUCUAGUGAUGGGACCAGGAUUUGUAUAGAUGGCGCUGCUUCAAGUACAUAUGAAGUGGCAGAUGCAGAUUACAGCUGCCAUUUGUUGUUUGGGUAUACUCCUGUUCGUUCAGAUGGAGUCAUUGGCGAAGAAAAGUUCUCUGAACCAUCUGAUAUAAUCUUUCCAGAGCAACUCAAAAUCGAGACCCUUUCAUUCAAAGGAAAUCAAGUUGAGAGAGAAACACUUGCUGUAGUUGAACAAAUUCCAAGAAAUGAGACUCAAGAGCAUAUAUGGGGUAACUACAAGAAAGAAAUAAAAUACCAAUGGUUUGCCUCAAAUGGAUCAGGAGUGGACCUGUCUUUUGAACCUUUGGCUACCGAGUGCUCUCGUUCAUACAGAGUACGCUUUGAGGAUAUAGGCCGAUGUCUCAAAUGUGAAUGCAUUGCUAUUGAUGUAUUUGGACGAUCCAGUGAAUCGGUAUCAGCUGUGACCUCCCCUAUUUUGCCAGGAAUACCUAAAAUUGAAAAACUGGAAAUUGAAGGAAGAGGUUUCCACACCAACUUAUAUGCUGUUCGGGGUAUCUAUAGUGGUGGCAAAGAAGGCAAGAGCAAAAUUCAAUGGCUUAGGUCAAUGGUUGGAAGCCCUGAUCUUAUCUCCAUACCUGGUGAAACUGGAAGGAUGUAUGAAGCAAAUGUUGAUGAUGUAGGGUAUAGACUUGUUGCAAUUUACACACCUGUGAGAGAGGAUGGGGUUGAGGGACGACCUGUUUCUGCUUCAACAGAGCCGAUUGCUGUUGAACCCGAGAUUUACAAGGAAGUAAAACAGAAGCUUGACGACGGUUCUGUCAAGUUUGAGGUUUUGUGUGACAAGGACCGAACACCCAAAAAGGCACAAGUGAUGGGACAUUUGGAGCGGAGAAUUUUGGAAGUCAACAGAAAGAGAAUCAAAGUUGUAAAGCCUGGAUCCAAGACAUCAUUUGCAACUACUGAAGCCCGAGGGACAUACACUCCCCCAUUCCAUGUUGAGCUAUAUCGUAACGAUCAGCACCGUUUCAAGAUUGUCGUUGACGGUGAUAACGAAGUUGACUUGAUGGUUCAGACGCGGCAUAUGCGAGAUCUUGUCAUUCUGGUGAUCAGGGGCCUCGCCCAAAAGUUCAACAGCACCUCCCUCAACUCACUUCUCAGGAUAGAGGCGUGAAAACAUGAUAUACCUGACAAUGUAAAUCAAUCAGGAACGUAUGUUGUUCAAUACCGGUGUUGCAAUUUGUUGGUUUGUAGUGUGUAUUUUGUAGGAUUUGUAGCGUGUCAGCUUGUGUGAUCCUUUUGUUCUUCUUCUAAAGAACCAACACAUAAGAGCUAGUGGCCCUUGUGACUCUGUUUUUUUUUUUUUUUUUUUUUUUUACAUUUCUCAUGAAAUGUACAUAGGGUUUUCAGAGUGUGAGAGAGUGGUGUUGUAUUCAAAUACAGCUUGCGCAUGCCGUGCUGUUAUAAUAUCAGGUCAUGUUGUUGAUGAUCAA